Sabethes cyaneus is the source of this 2893-nucleotide messenger RNA. RefSeq names its product 26S proteasome non-ATPase regulatory subunit 2 (gene Rpn1). NCBI's taxonomy places the organism in Eukaryota, Metazoa, Arthropoda, Insecta, Diptera, Culicidae. Bases 96 to 2807 code for a protein of 903 amino acids. The record is from RefSeq and is a predicted model, not a curated record. Gene Ontology annotation, biological process: regulation of protein catabolic process; proteasome-mediated ubiquitin-dependent protein catabolic process. Gene Ontology annotation, molecular function: enzyme regulator activity. The transcript has 4 exons. Gene Ontology annotation, cellular component: proteasome regulatory particle, base subcomplex; proteasome complex; nucleus.
CUCAUCGCUUGAAAACAGUUCGUAAAAAUUGUGAAUUUUGAGUGAUUAAUUUGUCGAAUUUAUUGUUCAAAAGGUAGUGCAAAAGUUUGCGAAACAUGUCCACUGCUGAAAAAAUCGAAGAAACCCCAGUGAAGGGUAAAACCAAGGAGAAAGAGGAGGAAAAAACGGAGUUGAGCGACGAAGAUAAACAGUUGCAGGAUGAGUUGAAUAUGCUGGUGGAACGGCUGCAAGAGCCGUCGGUGGAACUGUACAUGCCGGCACUGGAAACCAUGGCCCGGCUAAUCAAGGCAUCGACCACCUCGAUGACGUCGGUUCCGAAACCGCUGAAGUUUAUGCGUUCGCACUUCGAGACAAUGAAGGAAAUCCACAAGAAAAUGACCGCUACGCUGAAGGACAAAUCGACUUCCAAGCUGUGCGCGGAAAUCAUUUCGGUGCUGGCCAUGACGAUGGGAACGGGAAAGGAGUGUCUAGUUUAUCGUCUGCUGUGCGACGAUAGCAACGAAAGUAUCGGUGACUGGGGUCACGAGUAUGUGCGCCAUCUGAGUGGGGAAAUAGCGUCUAAUUGGCCGGAGACGACGGAGGAUUUCAAGAAGCGGUUGAUUCAUUUGAUUCAUCAAAUUAUUCCGUACAAUAUGGCACAUAAUGCCGAAGCGGAGGCGUGCGAUUUGUUGAUGGAAAUCGAGCGACUCGACCUGCUGGAGGCCUACGUGGACGAGAGUGCCUAUCCGAGGGUUUGCCUGUAUCUGCAGAGUUGCGUUCCCUAUGUGCCGGAGCCGGAGAACAUAAGUCUGCUGAAGUGUGCGCUGAAUUUGUCCCGCAAGUUUAACAUGCACACUCAGGCCAUGCGGCUGGCAAUGAUGAUCAACGAUCCGCAGCUGAUUCAGGAGAUUUUCACCUCCUGCAGUGAUCUGGCCGUUCAGAAGCAGCUGGCCUUUAUGCUCGGUCGGCAGCAAAUCUUCCUGGAGCUGCCGGAAGGUUCGAACGAUUACGACGAUUUGGUGGAGAUUAUGUCGAAUUCUCAUUUGAAUAACCAUUUUCUUAAUUUGGCCCGCGAGUUGGAUAUUAUGGAGCCGAAAACGCCGGAGGAUGUGUACAAGUCGCAUCUGGAUAACUCACGGACGCCGUUCGGUUCGUCGCAAAUUGACUCGGCCCGGCAGAAUCUGGCUGCCAGCUUCGUGAACGGAUUUGUUAAUGCCGGUUUUGGUCAGGAUAAGCUGCUGAUGGAGGACGGAAAUAAGUGGCUGUAUAAGAAUAAGGAACACGGCAUGUUGAGUGCCACGGCUUCGCUGGGUUUGAUACUGCUUUGGGACGUUGAUGGCGGUUUGACCCCGAUUGAUAAGUAUCUGUACUCGAAUGAGGAUUACAUCAAAUCCGGUGCGUUGCUGGCUUGUGGCAUUGUCAAUUGCGGUGUGAGGAAUGAAGUUGAUCCGGCCUUGGCUCUGCUUUCGGAUUAUGUGCUUCAUCAGAAUAGUACGAUGAGAAUUGGGGCCAUCUUAGGGCUGGGUUUGGCCUAUGCUGGUUCGAAUCGUUCCGUUGUUCUGGAACUAAUUGGUUCCGUUUUCAGUUCGGAACGACGCACCGGUUCGACUAUGGAAGUGAUGGGUAUUGCCGCGCUGUCUCUCGGUAUGAUUGCGGUUGGCUCCUGCAACAGUGAGGUGUCGGAAGUUUUGCUGCAAACUAUCAUGGAUCGUUCCGAGCUUGAACUGAAGGACACUUAUGCUCGUUUCUUGCCAGUUGGUUUGGGAUUCGUUUAUCUCGGUCGCCAAGAGGCAGCCGAAACGGUUAUUGCUGCUUUGGAGAUUAUCCAGGAACCGUUCCGUUCUAUGGCCAAGACAAUGGUCGAAAUUUGCGCCUAUGCUGGCACAGGAAACGUUCUGAAGAUUCAACAAUUGCUACAUCUCUGCUCGGAACACUACGAACCGGCCACAACGGAAAGUGAGAGUUCAUCGUCGAAAAAAGAUGCCGCUGCUGCGGCCGCCGCCGCCCAGAAGGAAAAGGAAGACAAAGAAAAGGACCUUUCCGGCUGUCAAUCGGUUGCCGUACUCGGAAUCGCUCUGAUUGCGAUGGGCGAAGAGAUCGGAUCGGAAAUGGCCUUCCGGUCGUUCGGCAAUCUGCUCCGUUACUGCGAGCCCUGCAUUCGUCGCGCCGUUCCGCUAGCGCUGGGUCUCAUCUCGGUGUCCAACCCUAAAUUGAACAUUUUAGACACGCUGAGCAAAUUCUCCCACGACAGCGACGCUGAAGUGGCACACAAUGCGAUCUUCGCUAUGGGACUGGUCGGUGCCGGAACUAAUAACGCCCGACUGGCUGCGAUGCUGCGUCAGUUGGCUCAAUAUCACGCCAAGGAUCCGAACAACCUGUUCAUGGUUCGAAUCGCUCAAGGACUGACCCAUCUGGGCAAGGGAACGCUUACUCUCAGCCCGUACCACAGCGAUCGACAGCUGAUGAGUCCGGUAGCCGUCGCCGGUUUGAUGGCCACCCUCGUUUCCUUCAUGGAUGUUAAGAACAUUAUUUUAGGCAAAUCACACUAUUUGCUGUACACUCUAGCCACUGCAAUGCAGCCAAGAAUGCUGAUCACUUUCACGGAAGAUUUAAGCCCCUGUCCCGUUCCGGUUCGUGUGGGAAUGGCCGUCGACGUCGUCGGACAAGCGGGCAAACCGAAAACCAUCACCGGCUUCCAGACGCACACCACCCCGGUGCUGCUGGCGAUGGGCGAACGUGCCGAGCUGGCCACCGAAGAGUACCUCUCCCUGACACCCAUCAUGGAGGGCUUCUGCAUUCUGCGGAAAAACCCCAACUACACACCUUAGAGGGUGGACUUUCAACACAAAAACAAAGCGAUUUAAAACCUUAAAUUUAUUGAACUUUCCAAGUAUUUGAAUAAAGCAUAAUUCAA